CACACACAAAAGUUCUCCACAGCUUUCCAUUUCGUUUGGUUUGGCUCAGUAUGGUGACCUCUGGCAACACUUUAUGUGCUUGACCAUACACUGUUGUAAGUCUGUGUUACUCAUGCUUGUAUGAAGGAAGCAAAAAGAAUUAACACUAGAGCAAACCACAGCAAAAGAGGUAAGAAGGUAAAACAACCAUGGCAAGGAAAAAUUCAUUCGUUAAUGAAAUGACAUAUUACUUGAGGCUGUUUUUUUGUUAUACACAUUGUUCAUGCAUACUAGGCAAUACUGGUAAUUAAUAUGGUGAUGAUUAAUAUACUAAGAAAGAUACUGACCAUACUACAAAAGGCACACAAAUAUAAAACAAGCUAUAUUUGAACAUAUACAAUCCCAGACCACAUAACUGGGGAUAAAUGCUUUAUAAAGAAAUAUGUUCUAAAAGAGGUGGAAAGUAAAGAAAUGGAAAUAUUUGAUGCAUGUCAUUGUUCAUUAGUGUCAUAAUCACCAUUGUCAGUAGUAGUAGUAGUCAAAGGAGUAGAAGAGAGGUACUAGAAGCAUUACAAAAAGGGACCUUCAUGACAUUACUAAUACUUAAUGACACUGGAAUUGCAGAAAAAAAUGUAUCUUUCUUGCUUAUAGUAAAGACCUUCAUUUACUUUAUUUCCUCAGUAUGUGAAUUAUAUCAAGCCUCCUUGAGGAAAAACAAAUACAAGAAAAGAGAAAAGGGGAUUAAGGGAAAGGCAAAAUCAGAAGACUUCUAAUAGAGAUACGGGAGCGUCCUCCUGGCCACCCAGGGAGCACGUCUUCUUCUCCUUUUCAUAUAUGUAUAAAUACUUUUAUGAAAAGGAGUGAUAUAUUUAUAAAUACAUAUAUCACCAGUUACAAAUAUUGAUUUAUGUAUAAAUACAUAGAUCAAUAUUUGUAACCAGUGAAUGUAUUGAUAAAGACACAUGCAGUCAUGCAUAAAUCUACUGAAUUAAAAAGCAUCAGAGUGAUGAAAUAAAUAUUUGCUUAUAGCUUCUCAUGUUUUUGGCCAUUUUUAGGAUUCUAGUGAUAAAGAGCGUGAUCAGAAUUAAUAAGCAAGUAACUAGAGAAGUGAUUUGAUUUAUAAUUAUUUUUAAUUAACUUGAAUAUAUUUGAUAGAAAUAGUAAUAUAUAAUAAAAAAUGAUAGUAAAUUUAGAUAUGGCAUAAGUACUAAAUAACUAGCAAAAUAACUAGCUUAGGUCACAGUGGAGUCCAUGCUGUUGUCUAUUUCUAUUUCUUAUGUCUACGUCUUAUGCUUAGUUGUGUUAUGUGUAGGAGCAUUAAGAAUAUCAUUUUUUUCAUUUGCAGAGCUUGAUGGAAACUUUGUUAGCAAAGGUAUUGGAAUCCUGUGUCAAGGUCUUGGAGUCUAUCAACAGUUAUUUAAAAGGAGUGGAUUAGCAGACAGAGAGGCUCUGAACCACUUCAUCAGUAAGAGCAGCAGAGAUGUUAAGAAGACCGCAGAGUGCCUUAUGGAGGUUGAGGAUGAAUGGGCCAACUUCCUUAGGCAACUGGAAGCCAGGGAAGGUGAGAGAAAAUCCAUUAUAAAGCCAGAGGUCGGUGAUGCAGCUCCCAGAGAUGUAAUUCUCCAUCGAGUGCCUGAUUCAUUGCAUGACAAGCUUGGGGCGGAAGUCACAUUACAUGACCUCCUCCCAAUGCUACCCCAGGAGAGGACUCUACUUGUGCUAAAUAGGCACUUUGCCUGACUUCCAUGACGCAUCCACGUGGCCCAGCUGGCAGAGAGACAUGGUGAACUCACUGCUGCUGGUUGCAAUGUGGUGGUAUUAACAUUUGGGGAGAUGUCAGGUGCAAGGAGAUGGCUGGAGGAAACUCACUGUCCUUUCCCUUACUUCACUGAACCAACUCUUUCCAUUUACCAGAAACUUGGGUUGAAAAGGUCCAUUGUGUCUGUCUGGAACUCAACAGCCCUAGGUUUUUAUGGUGCUCAGAUGGCCAAGGGGACACCACUACCAAAGGCAUAUGCAGACAUUGAGGAUGACCCACACCAAAUGGGCGGGGACUUCAUCGUGGACAAACAUGCAAAACUUGAAUUUAUAUAUCAUAGUAAAGUGCCAAGCGAUAGGCCAUCUGUAGAUCUCAUUCUUGCAUCAUUGAAGAGAAUGAAUCAGCCUUAAAGAGUGCCUCUCUUUGCUUGGAUACACACCAGUUUACAUAUUUUGUGAUUUCUAUGUAGAGACUCUAUAUAUGGGAACAGUUUUGGCUAUUGUAUAGUCCACCAUGUCCAUUGAUUAUUGGCAUUGAAGCCACACGCUUGAUUAUUAAAAGCAAAUAACACUUACCAAACAGAGAAACAACUGAAAAUACAUUCCAUUUGAGAUAACAUUCCACAAAUCCAACUUGCACCCAUGGGACUUUUAUUAUUUUAUUUAUCAUUUAUUUGUAAGGCAAAUAAUUUCUGUGGUUGUGAACUUUAGGUUUAAGAGCUGGUGAGGCAUUUUGUGUUGAUUGGACUAGUCUCUGUAUUAUAGAAAAUUUGUUGCAAAAUUUCUGCUUUUCAGUAUUUCAUCUAGUGCAGAAAUAUAAAAAUUGCAACUGGCAGACUGCUUUGAACAUAUGUAUUAAAUCUCUCAGUCACAAAUAAGCACAUAUGAAAAUUAGAAAUAUAUAUUUUUCCAACACAAGUAUAUAUAAAUAUAUAUAUUUAUAUUGAUACGUGGCAGUUAACUGUAAAGUGAAAUAUUUACUGUUGCUCACAGAGUUGAAUUAUUUUUGUGAUGUGAAUAUUUUGUGAGAGUGAGAGUAAGACCCCAAAUAGAGGUGUAACAUAAAUUUUGUAAUUAUUAAUCUGUACCCAGGUCUUAUUUUAAAGGUCAGAAAAGAAAACAUAAAUUUGUAGCUUGGUUAUCAAGAAUUUGCAGAUGAUUCUUUGCCUUUUUCUUUUUCUUUUUAUCGAAGGCUUAUAGCACAUGGAGUAGAAUGUGGACUAGGAUACAGUUUAUAUUUUGCUGUUCUGUGUAUUCAUCUUUGGGGGGGUGGCGCCU
Messenger RNA from Penaeus chinensis, 3015 nucleotides. RefSeq lists its product as uncharacterized. The transcript has 5 exons. Bases 1231 to 1719 code for a protein of 162 amino acids. NCBI's taxonomy places the organism in Eukaryota, Metazoa, Arthropoda, Malacostraca, Decapoda, Penaeidae. The record is from RefSeq and is a predicted model, not a curated record.